Messenger RNA from Danaus plexippus (monarch butterfly), 870 nucleotides. RefSeq lists its product as uncharacterized. The record is from RefSeq and is a predicted model, not a curated record. The coding region runs from base 171 to 779 and encodes 202 amino acids. Lineage: Eukaryota; Metazoa; Arthropoda; Insecta; Lepidoptera; Nymphalidae. The transcript has 4 exons.
UCAUGAAUGCGAAUUACGUCCUGUUUUUAAAGAAACUUCCUGGCAUCAAGAAUGCAAUACGUUCAUAACAAUAGUCGCAAAUAGCAUUUUAUAUUGCAACGCUGUGAACGACGAGGCAUUAUUACAUUUUUCCUGCACAAAAGUAUCAGAACCCCGUGUAAUUCUUCAAGAUGGAUAAUAAUAUAUUAUUGAGUCUACUAUUUGUAGUUAUUCCGAUGACAAAGGGCGCGGUGCCAGGAACCUUUUUUUGGCGACCUCGCUUGGGACUCGAUCUUGCGAUCCCGACAACCGAGGUUAGCAUUCAUGUUCAUUUGCCUAAUGCGGAAAAUAUAAAGGAGGGUUUAGCUGUUCUAAUAGACGGAUAUCAAGUGGGUAUAACCGUUGUAGCACUAGCUGCAGGUCUAUCAAGUUCAAAACAAUAUCCCCAUCUCAGUCCAGUGUCAGCGUUCUUUUACACAAACGUAUAUCGUUGGGCUCUUCGGCAUUUGAGUCUAGUUCCUCUUUGGAUAGGAGGAACUGGGAGCUACUGUGAUACACAUAAAGUGUGGCGUCGUCGUUUCUUUUACAUGGACGAGUUUAUGCCUAAAUGGUUGAAAUAUAUAUUACCUUAUGUUAAAGAAGAAGAAUGGUUAAGGGAAGAGAAAGAAUUUAGAAAGUUUAAAAAAUAUGCCGAAUCAGCUUUUGGCAAACACUACCGUUAUCCUACAAGAAUUUUUAACAAUUUUAAGUCUCAAGAGACUCAAGAAACUGUAGAAGUAAUAGACUCUUCAGCAUCGUAGCUGUAUAAGUAGUGAAAAUUAAUGACACGAUUAUACUUUUUAUGGAUAGUGUUAUAAGAAACGCUAUAAAUUAAAAUAAUUUCAAUAACUA